Asparagus officinalis (garden asparagus) is the source of this 1519-nucleotide messenger RNA. RefSeq lists its product as uncharacterized. The transcript is spliced from 5 exons. Bases 600 to 1004 code for a protein of 134 amino acids. NCBI's taxonomy places the organism in Eukaryota, Viridiplantae, Streptophyta, Magnoliopsida, Asparagales, Asparagaceae. The record is from RefSeq and is a predicted model, not a curated record.
AGAAGACGUGUGUGUGAGAGUGAGAGAGGGGGGGAGAGCGCGGCACUAUAAAUAGAGAAGGGCCCCGAGAGAAAGUGGGGAGUGUGUGUGGCAGAGGAGAGAGAACGCGGAGGCAGAAAAGUGGGACAUGGACAGAAGCGCGCAUCUAGCUACAGACAGACCUACAAGAGUCAGAGAGAGAGGGAGCCUAAGAGAUAGACGGACAGAGUACAGAGAGCACUUUACAGAGAGAGGCAUAAGAACGCGUCUGGGUAGCAGUUAGCUACGUACAGACAACAACUACUUUAGUUUUUGAGACCAAAGGAAGAAACAUAAAAUGGGACGUGUUAUUUUACUCGCUACCUAUGGUCUAUCAACAUGUUUAUAGAGCUGUCAUUAUGUAACUUAAUGUGGAAGCAAAGGGUUGCCCACAGCCAAGAAGGGUAAGCAAGAGAUCUAAAUGGAAGAGGACCCCAUAUACUGAAGGAAAAAGAAAGAAAAAGGAAAAAAUUAAAGUAGAAAUACUUGAAAGUCCUAAAAAUGUAAAACUAGUUGACAAAGUUACUCAUUUUUACGCAGGUAAUCAAUUCCCCACUUGGGAUGUGUUGAGUUUGAAGCCAAUGACAGAUGAUGAGGUAGCUCUAUUGGGAAAGCUGAAUAAAGAGAUUCUAGAUCCUACAUCGUUUAACAUACGCAUAAUAGAUAGCACAUGUGUUUUUGUACAUAAUUUAAAGAUACCAUCUGUAUUAGCAGCCAGACUCGACAAAGCUCAAAUCAAUAGGCUAACUAAAUUUUGCUCUCAGAAGAUUCACAGGAGAUAUAAUAUUAUAGUAACAUCCAACAGCAGUAUUAACAGAGAAGAGUUGUAUAUUUGCUUCGUGGUGGCCGGCUUGACGACAAGAUGGAAGAAGCAGUAUUGGACACGCUUAACCAAGAGGCAUAUGACAAAGGGUAUGGAGUCGUAUCAGUGUUCUUUCUUCACUCACUCUAUGACUUCGAGCCGAGCAAUUACGAGCUAUAUUUGACAUAUAUUGAUAAAUAUACCGUAUUCUGCAUGGAGCAUCUGUUGAUCCCUUUGGUCAGGGACGACCAUUGGCAUCUUGUUGAAGUUGAUUUGAAAGAUAAUGUCGUAAAGCAUUAUAGUUCUGCUGGGCACGAAGCUUGAAUGGAGCCUGUUAAUAAAAUCAUAAACUAUUAUGAUGCUCAUCAUGUUGAUUUUGUUGAGCAAAAUAUGCGCAGAAUAUUUAGAUAUGAAGCCAUCAAAUGCGAGCAACAAAGAGGGCGUUUUGACCGUGGUUUGUUCAUCUACCUCUUCAUAAAAGCAAUAAUUGAAGGCCGCUGAACAUUGCGGGUUAAUCCUCUGAACGAUAUCCCUGAAGCUAUGCGAGCAAGACUUGUCGCACAAUUAUUACUUGCUGGUUAUGAACAAAGACAUAAAGACGAAACAAUGUACAGUGAUGAAUGAUAUGUUCAUACAAAUACAAUAAUGUAUGUAUAUUUAUUUGAAAAUACGUGUUAUCAGAUGUAUUGUUGGCUCUAA